AUGUGUGCAUGUGCAGGUGCUCCUGGGCGGCUCGCGACAACGCGUUCGCUGGGGGACUACUGGGCAAAGCCACAGGGACCUGCGGAGGGCCACAUCAUCUCCGGCCUUCCUGAAAUCCAGACGAUAGUGCGACGUCCUGGGCAGCAAUAUCUGCUCAUGGCGUCAGACGGCAUUUUCGGCUUUAUGCCCGAGGGAAGGCCGACCCUCAUCAUGUUCUACUGCAACUACUGCCAAUUCUGCGUGCGGGCAAGCACCGAGCUGCAAAAGCAUGCCGCAUCUGCCAAGUACAAGGACUCUGUCAAUUUCGUACUCAUCAACUUGGAAGGUGUCGGCAAAGCUGGGGAAUUUGGGGCAACCAAUCGCUUGAAGAGCAAUGUCUGGCAUGGUGCUGGGGUUCCAUCGGAGCCAUACGGCAUCCGCUAUGUGCCCCACAGAACCCUGAUCUCUUCUGCCGGUGAGGUCGUUCGGAAUUCUGAUUUCGACUGGGAUGACUUAGCUGGUCUCGGAUGA
Molecule: messenger RNA, 510 nt
Organism: Symbiodinium necroappetens
Lineage: Eukaryota; Dinophyceae; Suessiales; Symbiodiniaceae
Source: the annotation of a GenBank genome assembly